Molecule: messenger RNA, 2388 nt
Organism: Polyodon spathula (Mississippi paddlefish)
Lineage: Eukaryota; Metazoa; Chordata; Actinopteri; Acipenseriformes; Polyodontidae
Product: proline-rich protein 15-like protein B
Exons: 2
Coding region: 236-562 (108 amino acids)
Source: RefSeq, a predicted model, not a curated record
AGACACCUGAUUCACAGACUGCAGAGCGGCGAGGGGAAGUGCUAAAGAAAGAAAGAAAGAAAGAUUUUGAAACAAACAGAAAAGCAUGUCGGCGAAUGAGUUGACCUCAGGUUGCAGUCAGUGAGAUGCAGAGUAUGACUUUUCACAGCUAAACCUUCUGAUCAUACACACUCAGCACAGGGUUAAAGGAAUCCUUCAGAAGAACUUGUACCAGCAGGACACGUCACGCAUUGCCAUGGCAGACCCGUCCUCCUCGCAGAGUUGGUGGAAGCUGACCUUCCUUCGCAAGAAGAAGUCGGAGCCCAAAGUUCUGUACGAAAUCCCGGCGGAGUACGGCAGUAACCACGGCAACAAGGACGAGGGCAGCAGCGCAGGUGACAGCCAGUUCAACGCGAGGCUGGAGAAGAUUGUCGACAAUUCCGCCACCAAGGGCCGGCACAUGAAGGUGUCGCAUUCCGGACGCUUCAAAGAAAAGAAAAAAGUCCGAGCUACCUUGGCCGAAAACCCAAAUCUCUUCCCAGAAAACACGAACAGCGAAAACCACAACGAGGAGAAACACUAACAGUCCAUGACAGACUGCGAUACCAAUAAAAAGAAAAUCUCAGAAAAAUCUAAUAAAAAACAAAACAAAAAUCAUACCGGCCUUAAAAUACAGGUUUUAUAUUUAUGUGCGUGCGUGCGUGCGUGCGUGUUGUCAGUACUCCAGAGUUGCACUUCAAAUGCUGGUGACACCUACAGUUUGCCUGUCCGUUUAUGUUGUAUAAAUUCUAAUUGGUUUUAGGGUUCAAGACCUCUUGUUGGGCACACACACACGCACGCACGCACGCACACACGUUGGACAGGAGAGGGCAAUGCUUACAGGUGCUGAGAAUCAAGAAGCCUCCAUUCCACGUUAGUUAUGGAGGUCUGGGUUGGAUUAGGUCACAUCUGAUUUUUUUUUUUUCUUUUUUCUUACUGGACGCACAGGAAACGGGGCAUAGCCAGCAAAUGACCUUCACUCUCAGUGGCUUUUCAGAAAUGGGCAAUGGGCAGCAAAGAGUAAAAACAUGCCGAUUUUGUCAUAAAAGUGCUAGUAAGCCAUUGCAUUGUACCAGCCAUACGAUUGCUCCUGCGUUGCUAGAGCCGGACCACACAGUACGAUCUCUGCCCACUGUGCGGCGAUGCCUAUGGCACAGUGCUGCCUGCCUUUCUCUGGGUUAUUACACUGCACGGCUGUAAUGGUGUAUAUGUAUUUUGGGGUUUUUAUGUUUUGUUUUGUGCAGCAAAAUGAAUUGAUAGCAUCUGAAAUCCAGAAACCCCUAGUAUUUAUUUUUUGAAAAUGAAUGUAAAAUAACUCAUGAGCUUAACAACUUUAUUUAACAAUAGAGCCGGGCAACACGCCUGUCCUCUGAACUAACAUUUUUUAAAUUAAGAAAAGUUUACCAAACAGACUGAUUGCAUCGCAAGCCCGUUCUGCUUGGUAAAGUCGAUUAACAGAUUUUUUUUUUUUUUUAAAGACAGCUCCUGUGUUUUAUCGACUCCUUAAAGGGGAGGGGUUAAGAAUAUACAAUAUUAGUUACUUCAAAGUGAUGACUUGAAUUCCCCUCUAACUAUACUGUAUCUAGUACAGUCAUUUUUGUGUAUGAAUUUGUAAAGUAUGAAAUAUCAGUUCUAUAAAGUUAUGGAAAGUUUUUAUUUAGAAAGGGCCUAUUCACAACCUUUUCAUGCACGAAACAUUAAAAAUAGAUGAAAAAAUUGUUUUGGAAACAUAAUAUUUUUAAUUGAAAAUGUUUUGGUUUUUUUCUCCCCCUCCACCAUUUCUACAUAGUGCGAAAUAGCAUCCUCGUUAUAUGAGGUCAUCGUGCACUUGUGUCUUCCAUAUGAGGUCAUCGUGCACUUGUGUCUUCCAUAUGAGGUCAUCGUGCACUUGUGUCUUCCCAGUGCCUCCCAUAUAAAGACAAGGAUAGUUAGGAACGCUUCAUUUAAAAAGAGUUCACAAAGAGACAACUGAAACGGUUUCAAAACAUGAUUUAAACAAAAGGAUGGUUUUAAAAAAAAAAAAAAGUGUCCUUCAGAGGAGAAAUAAAUAAAUAAAAACAAGCAUCCUUAAAGUUUUGUAGAUAAGAGCCCACGAAUGAAAAGAGGAUUGGGGUUCUGAGAAACAAUGUUGCAAAACGAGAAUCAGCCCACACAGGCACAGAGCACAAUUGCUUUUACUUUCCUUCUAGAAGAAUGGUGUAAAAUUGUCCCAUAAGGGAUCCUUGAGGGCAAUGCUUGCAUGACCGAGUCUGACAGGGCAAAGGAAGCAGAAGAAAAACCAAAACAUGCUUGUGUUUUCUCAACAGUUGUACAAUAUACACAAUGGUGCCCACAAUUCUUUUUUUGUUUUUGUCAAUGAAUUGUUGUUUU